Molecule: messenger RNA, 1417 nt
Organism: Lolium rigidum
Lineage: Eukaryota; Viridiplantae; Streptophyta; Magnoliopsida; Poales; Poaceae
Product: probable glucuronosyltransferase Os01g0926400
Exons: 4
Coding region: 1-1245 (414 amino acids)
Biological process (GO): plant-type secondary cell wall biogenesis; glucuronoxylan biosynthetic process
Molecular function (GO): glycosyltransferase activity
Source: RefSeq, a predicted model, not a curated record
AUGGGGGCGACAGCCGCGGCGGCGGCGGUUCUGCUCCUCGCCGUCGUCGCCUGCUCCGCGGCAGCGCCGCCGCAGCUCAAGCACGCCACGAUCUCAGGGAACGCCGGCAAUGUGCUUCAAGACAACCCGGUGGGGAAGAUCAAGGUCUUUGUCUACGAGAUGCCGAGGAAGUACAACCAUUACCUGCUGGAAAAGGAUGGCCGUUGCCUGUACCACAUGUUCGCGGCGGAGAUCUUCAUGCACCAGUUCCUGCUUGGGAGCGCGGUGCGGACCCUCAACCCCGAGGAGGCGGACUGGUUCUACACCCCGGUGUACGUGACAUGCGACCUGACGCAGCAGGGGUUCCCGCUGCCGUACAGGGCGCCUCGGAUCAUGAGGAGCGCCGUGCAGUACAUUGCGGCGACGUGGCCGUACUGGAACAGAACUGAAGGGGCAGAUCACUUCUUCCUUGCUCCUCAUGACUUCGGGGCAUGCUUCCACUAUCAGGAGGAGACUGCGAUUCAGAGGGGGAUCCUGCCGGUGCUUCGGCGUGCGACGCUGGUUCAGACGUUUGGGCAGAGGAACCAUCCGUGCAUGCAGAGUGGCUCCAUCAUCAUCCCUCCCUACGCCAACCCGCAGAAGAUGCAGGCUCACCUCAUCUCCCCCGGCACACCUCGGUCCAUCUUCGCCUACUUCCGCGGCCUCUUCUACGACAUGGGCAACGACCCCGAGGGCGGCUACUACGCGAGGGGCGCUCGCGCGUCGGUGUGGGAGAACUUCAAGGACAACCCUUUGUUCGACAUGUCGACGGAGCACCCGUCGACGUACUACGAGGACAUGCAGCGCGCCAUCUUCUGCCUGUGCCCGCUGGGGUGGGCGCCGUGGAGCCCGCGGCUGGUGGAAGCCGUGGUGUUCGGGUGCAUCCCGGUGAUCAUCGCCGACGACAUCGUGCUCCCGUUCGCGGACGCCAUCCCCUGGGAGCAGAUCAGCGUGUUCGUCCCCGAGGCGGACGUGCCGCGCCUCGACUCCAUCCUGGCGUCGGUGCCGCCGGAGGACGUGGUCCGGAAGCAGCGGCUGCUGGCCAGCCCGGCCAUGAAGCAGGCGGUGCUGUUCCACCAGCCGGCGGCGAGGGCCGGGGACGCCUUCGACCAGGUGCUCAACGGGCUGGCGCGCAAGCUGCCCCACGGGAAGGGCGCGUUCCUGCAGCCCGGGGAGAAGGUGCUCGACUGGAACGCCGGCCAGGAGAGCGACCUCAAGCCCUGGUAGUGAGUCCUGUGUAUGUAGAUCGCGCCUGUACAUUUCAGUUUUUCUUCAGACCACACUUGUUGUUCUUUCUUUUUUGUCCCGUUUCGUUCGUUCUUUCUUUCUUUCUUUUUUUGCGUGUAUGCAGCAGCAGCAGCCAGCAGAGAUAGAGAAGCAGCCCAGCGUGACGUUUGUA